AUGCGUUUGUCCACAUUUCUCCUCGCGGCAUGUGCCUCGAGUGCAUUCGGGCAGUUCAACCAGAAUUUCAAGAGAUUCACAAACACCAGUAUUCCCGCCACUACGACUACUGGCUCUGUUCCUAGUUCAAUUGACACCAGUGCUUCUACGACUAGUAGCACUGCUCCGUCUUCUGCGCCUAUCAGUCUUGGAACAGCCCAGCUUGGUGCAGGUGCUAGCUACACCACUGCACUUGAUGGUUCUGCGGCAGUCUCUCUCUUCAUCCGAAAUGGAGUCGCUACGUUCCGACUUGUGCCCUUCCUAGCCAGCUUCGCAGGCCUGCGUGUCUUUGUCGUCUUCAGUAUCCUCGUCAGGCCUCCUCCCAGAGGCCUUAAGCGCCAGGUCUUCGAUGGAUGCACCCUCGAAGUUCAGGUGGAUGGCCAAACCAUCUACCAAGAAGUAAUGAGCGACACAGGUGGAUCAGAGGUUGGACAGCGUAGCAACCCUGUCAGGCUUGACGCCGAAGGUCGCCCUGAUCUGCAAUACUUCCUGACUUGUGGCUCUGAUGCUGUUGAGGUUGUUGUUUCUCAUCUGUCUUUUGACCAAGCUGGCGAGGAUGCACAGACCACACCUAUUGCGCCUCUCCCAACGGGCACUGAAACGCCAGGUGGUACGAACACUAACUCUGAGGGAUUUACUACCAAUUCUGAGGGAGAGACUGUUUCCCCUCCUGGCACCAACUCGGCUGGCUUUACCACGAACUCUGACGGAGAGACUAUUUUCCCUACCGGAACUGACUCGGCUGGUUUCACCACCAACUCGAACGGUGAGACUGUCUUCCCCACAGGGGCCAACUCUGCCGGCUUCACUACGAACUCGGACGGGGAGACUAUCUUUCCUCCUAGCACCAACUCUGCUGGAUUCACCACGAACUCUAAUGGAGAGACUGUUUUCCCUACUGGGACUAACUCUGCCGGCUUCACCACCAACUCCAACGGCGAGACCAUCUUCCCCACUGGAACGGCAACUGGCACUGAGGAUGAAACUUCCGCUCCGACUGCAACCUCUCUCGCUGGCUUCCCUGACUUCAUUGAUGCUUUCGCACUCUUCGGCUGUGUCGGAUCUAGUGAUGGCUUCCCGACUUUCGAACUUGCUGAAUCGGAUACCUCUAUGGAUCUGGAUCAGUGCUCUACUCUCUGCCAAGGCCGAGCCUACUUUGGUGUCUAUGAUACUGACUGCUACUGUGGUGACGAGAUUGAUGGCGAGGACACUACCCGUGUUGAACUCGAUUCCUGCGAUAUCGAGUGCCCCGGCGAUGUUUCUCAGUUCUGCGGUGGUGACUCUCAGCGCCGCAGGAUGCACCGUCGCCAGACCAUUUCUUCCGAUCGCCUUCUCACGGUUUAUGUUUCUGCUGGCGGUCAAACUGAUGUUGUCACCGACGAGGUCACUCGAACCGUCACUGAUCAGUCAACUUUCGUUACUACCUUCGCCACUACCGUUGCUGGACCCGUCACCACCGCUACCGAGCGAGUAGUGUACAUCUUUGUUGAGGCCGAAUGCGGCGCCUGUAACCGCGAGUGGGUCUAUAUCCCUGAAGUUUGUGACUGCCAGGGCGGCUUCCAGUAUGUUCCCCACUUCUGCUUCGGUGGCAGCUGCUCUGGAAAGACUGUAUACAAGUCUCAGGAAUGCCACGAUUGGUGGAACCACAAGGACUUCUAUGUGCCAGCAGACUGCGAGGAAUGCUCCGGUGGAGAGAUUAUUUACAAGCCUUGGGAGAAUUCUUGGGGCACGCCUGAGAACUGCAAGCCCGAGGAGAUUCCUGCCUGUGAGGGACACAGGUGUCCUCCUGUCUACCCCACCAACAACAAGGGUCAGAACGGAGGUGGUGGCAGUGAUCACGGUGGCAGCUCCAAGCCUGGUAUGCACCAUGGAGGUUCCGACAGUGGUUCCAACGGUGGUUCCAGCUAUGGUGGUCACAGCAAGGGCUCGGACGACAACGGAUCAAAGGGUGAUGUCCCCGGAUGUACUGGAGAUGAAUGCACUGGACCAUACGACGGCGAAUCUGGCUCCAAGCCCAAUGGUUCCCAUGAGUCCAGUGGAGGUGAUACCCACGGCGAGCCUGCACCUGGAAGCAAGCCCACUGGACCGGCUGAGGGCAGUGGCUCUCACAGUGAGCCAGCACCUGGCGGCGAGCCUACUGGCGCUCCCGUUGUUAUUAGCGGCGCCGGCAACCAGGUUGCUAAUUUCUUUGUUCUUCUGGCUGCCAUCGCCCCCGCUCUUCUCUAG
Messenger RNA from Fusarium subglutinans, 2265 nucleotides. RefSeq lists its product as uncharacterized. The record is from RefSeq and is a predicted model, not a curated record. NCBI's taxonomy places the organism in Eukaryota, Fungi, Ascomycota, Sordariomycetes, Hypocreales, Nectriaceae. Bases 1 to 2265 code for a protein of 754 amino acids. The transcript is spliced from 3 exons.